Messenger RNA from Contarinia nasturtii (swede midge), 10044 nucleotides. RefSeq names its product F-actin-monooxygenase Mical (gene Mical). The record is from RefSeq and is a predicted model, not a curated record. Gene Ontology annotation, molecular function: protein binding. The transcript is spliced from 19 exons. NCBI's taxonomy places the organism in Eukaryota, Metazoa, Arthropoda, Insecta, Diptera, Cecidomyiidae. Bases 1287 to 9683 code for a protein of 2798 amino acids.
AGUCAUUCGCAAGCGAUUCGUCUUCAUUUUUAGAUCGUCGACGAAUGUGUCCGCGUAGAGAAGUGUGUAACAUAUAGACAAAAAUCUAUUUUUCAAACCAAAUAAAAACAAUAAACACAGAAAACAUAAUUGUAUAUAGUGUGAACACAUUCGGGACCAUCGAAACGAACACAACAUCAAUUGAAUUGUAAUAAAAUAAAAUCGAAUUGAAUUGUCGAAUAUAAAGAAAAACGCAAAGCAAAAAAAAAAGUAGUUUUAUUCUUAAAAAAGGCAAAGUGUGGUUGAGAGCGUUGAUUUGAUAUGUGAUUGGGUGUAAUUUGUGUGUUAUUUUUUUUCUCUCUUUCAACAUCAGCAUAUACGCGAUUUGCCAUCGUGCAUGGUAUGUGCGUGCAUGUAUGAGUGUAUGUGGGAAUCAAAGAAUCGAUUUAAAAUCAUCAAAAUACCAACAGCAUAAUCGGUCUCAUAAAAAAACAGGCGAUAUAUUAUACUAUAUAUGUAUCAACAGUCACGGUGGAAAUAAUAUCGGAAUCAUUUCAAUGGGAAAGUGCUUUAAAAUCCAAUAGUGCCAUUUUUUGUGUCUACAAAUAUUAUUUCUUUCUAAUACAACAUAUAAAAAAAGGAAAUUAAAUAACAACACAUAAUACACACGCAAAAAGAAAAAAAUCUAAUCGAAAAGCGAAGAGUGAAAAAAAGAGCGUAUAAUAAAUUGCGUUUUUAAUUUGUUUUGAGUGAUUUUUAUCAGCUUGUAGUGGGCUCCAUUGCGAUUGACAUCGUCAUCUUAUAAUAAUCAUUCAAAUUGAAGGGCAAACGAAAGAGAGACGGAAAACAAUCGACUGUGCAACAACACUUUUUGUUCACGGCACUUUGGCGGCGAGAAAACAUCUGCGGCGGCUGCGGAAAUCGAUUUGAACCAAACCAAAAAAAAAAGUAGUUGCCCAUUUAUGGCCGAUUUUCAUAUUUUCCAUAUUUGCGAUUCAAUAAUGCAGAAAUAGGAAAGUCUCUACUAUAUAAUCGCAUAUACAAAAUUGCUGUGUAUAUUUUGCCGUUCAUUCAACGAGAAACAACAACAACAACGACGUCGACGACAAACAUCGGCAACGUCGUCAGUUUUCUCACUCGUCGCAUCUGUGUUUUUCUUUGCACCGUCUGUGGGGCGAACAGUACGUGUGUCAGUGUGUGUGUGAAAGAGAGGCGAUUGUAUUGGUGUGUUAGCAACACGCGGAAAAUUCAUCGUGGUUUUUCACCAAAUCAUCACAUUUAUGGCAUGAAAUGAGAAGGACAUCAUCAUGAGCCGUAACCAAUCACAGAUACCUUCAAAGAUGGAGCAUGAAUCGGCCGCAUUGGCCGCUGAACUGUUCGAUCAUUUCAGUUCGGCGACAACGAUGCGUCAAAUACUCGGUUUGUAUCACAGUAUGUGCGAUACAGUGUCGUUACGACCGGCCCCAAUAAACGAAUUCUAUCCGAAAUUAAAGUCAAAAAUUCGCAGUUGGAAAGCACAAGCGCUAUGGAAAAAAUUCGAUGCACGUCUAUCGCAUAAAGUGUACAAUAAGGGAUUGGCGUGUAAUGGUACUCGUGUAUUAGUCAUUGGAGCUGGUCCGUGCGGUUUGCGUACAGCAAUCGAAGCACAAUUGCUUGGUGCCAAAGUUGUUUUAAUCGAAAAACGUGAUCGAUUCUCACGAAAUAAUGUAUUACAUUUAUGGCCUUUUUUGAUCACCGAUCUUCGAAAUUUGGGAGCAAAAAAAUUCUACGGUAAAUUUUGUGCCGGUUCAAUUGAUCACAUUUCAAUUCGUCAAUUACAGUGCAUUCUAUUGAAAGUGGCACUUUUACUUGGUGUCGAAGUGCACGAUGGCAUUUCAUUUUUGAAAAUAUUGGAACCAAAGGACGGAUGCGGAUGGCGUGCUGAUAUCAGUCCAGCGGAUCAUGCCGUGUCACAUUAUGAAUUCAAUGUUAUGGUCGGCGCCGAUGGAAAACGUAAUACACUCGAAGGUUUUCGACGAAAAGAAUUUCGUGGCCGCUUAGCAAUUGCAAUUACAGCGAAUUUUAUCAAUAAGAAAACAUGGGCAGAAGCAAAGGUUGAAGAAAUUAGCGGCGUUGCCUUUAUUUUCAAUCAAGCCUUUUUCAAAGAAUUGUAUGAAACGACCGGAAUUGAUUUGGAAAAUAUUGUAUAUUAUAAGGAUGAAACGCAUUAUUUUGUCAUGACAGCAAAGAAGCACAGUUUAAUUGAUAAGGGUGUGAUUAUUCAAGAUUUCUCCGAUCCGGCCGAAUUACUAGCGCCGGCCAAUGUUAAUACAGAAGCAUUGCUUGCGUAUGCGAAAGAAGCCGCCGAAUUUUCGACAAAACAUCAAAUGCCAAAUUUGGAAUUUGCCGUCAAUCAUUAUGGUAAACCAGAUGUUGCGAUGUUCGAUUUUACAUCGAUGUUUGCAGCAGAAACGUCAUGCUGUGCGGUGGUUAAGAAAAAUUAUCGUUUGCUACAGUGUUUGGUGGGUGACAGUUUGCUCGAACCAUUUUGGCCAACCGGAUCGGGUUGUGCACGUGGUUUUCUCUCCAGCAUGGACGCAGCAUAUGCAAUGAAAUUGUGGAGUAAUCAACGGAAUAGUAUAUUGGCUGUGCUCGCACAACGCGAAAGCAUUUAUCGGCUACUUGCCCAAACUACACCCGAAAAUUUACAUCGUGAUAUUGGAUCUUAUACAGUUGAACCGGCCUCACGGUAUCCGAAUCUGAAUAAGACAGCUGUUGGACCGCAUCAAGUGAAACAUUUACUUGAAACAGACGACCCAACAUUACUCGAACAAACGUUUGUCGAUUCGAAUGCACUCACUGCCGUGCCAGAGACUUUGGUGCGCCGAAAACGACGCACAGGAGAUGUGGCACCAAUUUCUGCUGUUCUCCUGCGAUGGAUCAAAUCACAGCUGAGCUCAUAUGAAUUUCUUACAAAUCUGGAGAAUGCUGCUGAAUGUUUUACCAACGGUCAAGUUUUUUGCUGUUUGAUAAAUCGAUAUCGUCCGGAUUUGAUCGACCUAACAAAAUUAAAAGGUCUAAAUGUUGAGCAAUGUAAUGAGAUUGCGUUUUCGGUGAUUGAAAGUGAAAUGGGAAUACCAAAAGCACUGACCGCUGCUGAAUCGGUGACAUUGCAAGAUGUUGAUCCAAAAGUGUGGUUAAAUUAUUUGGAACAAGUGUGUGAGGUGUUCCGUGGUGAGAUACCGCAUGUAAAACAUCCAAAAUUGGAUCUGGAAAAAUUGCGUGAAACAAAGCGAGAAAUAGCAGCGCCUGAUUUUUCGAAUCUUUUGAAAUUAAAAUCCCAAUCAAAAGAUGCAAACGAACGACCGUCUGAUGAACCAGAUCGUGAACGACCGCGACGAUCUCGUCGAUUCGAUAAUUCAGCGUUGAGCACACCGCGUGCAACACCGGAUGCACCAAGUCGACGAUCGCGAAAACGUCGUAGUUACGAUAAAUUCGGAAACAUUGAAGAACGUGCCAAAAGACUUCAAGAAAUUGAAGCAAACCGGAAUGAGCGUCAAAGUAAACGUCGUAUGCAACGGGCCCAGCAAACGCAAAACUUUUACAAAAGUUUGCAACUUUUGCAAGCGGGCAAAAUGUUGCGCGAUGAAAAUGAUGAUGAUGAAAAUAAUGCAUUCGAAGAUUAUUCGAUCUAUAUGUACCGACAACAGGCGCCGGAAUUUUCAAGUCGUGUGAAGGAUCUCGAAAAAAAACUUCUUCAUCCCGAUCGUGAGCGUGGCAUUUAUUCGUCACUGCCAAAAGGUACACCCGAUGAGCAAUUUAACGAUCGCAUCAAAUCAAUGGAACAGCGAAUCGCUGGCCGAAAUCAAGUCACCACCGACAAGAAGCCAAAAGACUUACUACGGGCCAUUGGUAAAAUCGAGUCAAACGAUUGGAAUUUGCGUCAAAUUGAGAAGAAAAUUGAAGAAUCAAAGAAAACCGAAGUGGGCAAAAGUCGUGAAAAGGUGCCGAAGUGGAGUAAAGAACAGUUUUUGCAACGACAAAAUAAACUCACGCGACAAGACGAUCAAGAAGUGGACGAACGAUUCAAAGAUAUCGAUCAAACCAUUAAACAUGUUGAGAAACAAUUGAAGGACGGUGCACUUCGUGACGUUGGCGAACGCGGUAAAAAUAAAGUCGCUUCAAUUGCCGGUAAUUUCAUUAAAAAAGACGAAGCAAACACAAAUAGCGAAGAAAAAUUACAAAAAUCGAGUUCGAAAGCUGCACUGGUGUUCAACACGCAGAAAACGACAGACAUAUGUCAUUUCUGUAAGCAAAAAGUGUAUGUGAUGGAAAAAUUGGCAACUGAAGGUUUGGUUUUGCAUCGAAAUUGUUUAAAGUGCCACCAUUGUCAUACGAGCUUAAGAGUUGGCGGUUAUGCAUUUGACCGUGACGAUCCAGAAGGGAAAUUUUAUUGUACACAACAUUAUCGAUUGCCAGCGAAACAAAUGCGAGCGGCCAUUCGAAAGUAUCCACGGCCAGAAGCCAAAGAAAUGACUUCGUCGAAAAAUAGCAGCCCGUAUAAGACACCCGAAAAACCGGCUAGCCGUGCAGAAAGCCUGAAGCAAAUCGAUUUACUCGAUCGCGGUCAAACGCCCGAGCGCAUUGAAUUUGAGAAUAUUGACGCGAUGUCGGAUGGCGAACCGUCGAUUGGUAAUAUUAUCGAUGAAAAUGAAUGGACCGAUCGAAAUUUUGGCACAGCCAGCGAAGACUCGGAAUCGGACAUUUCGUCGACCGAUGAGUCGAGCGAUAGCGAUUCAGAUAUUUAUGAGGACGUCAACGGUUCGCCGAUAGAAGCACAAACACUUCAAUUGGCCAAUGAAUGGAUUGGAAAGCAACGCUAUACAUCAAAUCAGUACAGUGAUGAUGAUGAGUUUUAUGCGUCUAGUGAAGACGAUGAAGCCGAUAGUCAAACCGAAGGUGAAGAAUUGGAAAAGGCUAGAGCGAUUCGAAUGCAAGAGGCUAAAGUAAAACCCGUACAAUAUUUGCCGACAGACACUGAAACUGAGGUUCAAAGCGACUCAGAUUCAUCGUCAGCCGUGGAAUUGAAUUCAGCCACUGAAAUUUCUACUGACUCGGAAUUUGAACGUGAUCCAGUCACCCCACAAUACUCUGAAGACAAUAAGAAAGCAAUCAAUCGAAUUCAGGUGAAACAAGGUAUGAUCGAUACCAGUGUUCGUCGUGCGGCUGUGCGAAAUGCAAGCCAUGCUCAGAAGCCAAAGCAUAAUGUGCAUGUGUUUGAGCCACUUGUACGUGUUGAUCCAACUGUGAUACCGAAUCGUGAACCAUUACAAAAUCCACGGGUUGGUGAUUAUUUGCUAAAACAAACAGCAAGCACCGAAGGAAUUGCCUCGAAAAAGAGUUUAGAAUUGAAAAAACGCUACUUACUCGGUGACACCGGUUCAAGUGGCAUCAUGAAAUCCGAUUCAAUGUCAAUGUUGGAUUCAAAAUUCAAAAAUUUCCGUUCAACAAUUAGCGAUUGCCAAAAAUUAUUGAAUGCAGCCGUACCCGAUAACAGUGCGGUAACAAAAGUGUCAAAUAAAAAUCUAAUCAAUUCGGAUAAUGUGGUUGAACCAACAUCAGCAACACCAUUGACAACGAACCCGGCGACAGUUAUUCCAAAUAAAACCAAACUCAAUGACGAAAAAGAGAAUGUCUACGAUCAAAUUGUUAGCACACGCAAUGAAAUCAAUAAAACGGAAACAGUCAAACCAGCAAAAUCGGUGACUGGUGACAGUGAAGAGAAAACGACGAACAUUUUGGCCGAAAAUAAUAUCCGUGAUGCGACCACAAAAGUGAUUGAAAGUAAUGGUUCUGAUGUGAGUGGAAAACGUGUGAAUGCCGUUGAAAAUAGCAAAAGUGACAAUAAACGUAACUCAUUUGAAUACUCGGACAAAUUUAAGCAUAGUGAAGUUAUUGUCAGUGGGAAUGACAAUGUUCAUUCGUUGGACAAAGAGAUUUCCGGUGAUUACAAGCCAGUUUAUGACAAUCGAAAAGAAGGUGAUAGCAAUUAUUUCUCGAGUUCAUUAUCGGCGGAGAAGCCAAAAAGUUUAACAACGGUUUCGAAAAGAUCACAAGAAAUGGAAAGUAUUGAUCCAAUUCUUAAUAUGCCUUGCAUCGUUUGGGCACAAUCGAAGCGACCCGAUUCGGAUACAUUUUCAUCGAGCACAAGUAGUCCGGCCGAAAUUCCACAUUUCAUAUUGGAUUCGACGAGUCCAGACACUCAAGCCACACCAAGCGAAUCGAGUAGCAAUAAAAUUGAUGAUUUGAUGCAAAUGGACAGUCUUAUGCUGAUUGAUGGCAAGUACAUUGGUGAUCCAGAGGAUUUGAAACUGAUGAAAAUGCCCGAAAGUUUUGCAACAACCACGACGACGACAACAGCAUCGCUUCCGCCUAUGUCAACGGCCACAAAUAAAACCGUUAUUCAUGUUCAGGGCGCAGAGAAUGUUAUUGACGUAAAACCAGAACCAAAACAGGAAUCGAUGAAAAUUGAACCGAAAAUCGAACCAAAAACUGAACAAACAAAAGCCUAUAAAUAUGAACCGAUUUACAAACGUCCCGGUUUCCGUUUCGACUCGAAAAAUGAGAAUAAAAUCGAUACAUUGAAGAACAUUCCAUUAAUUUUAUCGGAUGAAAAUGAGAAACCGGCUAAACCGAAUCAGCUACCAAUUACCUCACCCAAAACAGCCACCGUGCCGGAAUCACCGGACGACAAUGAUAAAACACCAACCGCUUCGGAUCCGGGCAAUCUUUUAGAUAAAUCGAAUCAUUCUGAUUCAGAAACUGAAAUGACAUCGCAUUUGGUGCUUACCGAAACCGAAUUAUCUGACUGGACGGCCGACGAUGCGGUUUCGGAGAAUUUUGUCGAUAUGGAAUUUGCAAUGAAUUCAAACAAAGGCACAAUUAAACGCAACAAAAAGGCAAGGAAAAGAGACAGCCAUUCAUCGUCGAAAGACAAGCAAACUGGCCAAGCGCCAAUUGCAAAAAAUCUGGAUUUUGACGAAUUGGAAUUUAUGGACACAGGCUCUGAAGAUAGCUACAUGGAAACAUAUGCGGCUACCAAUAACGCAAUGUUAAGCAAUCGCGGUUAUGUGCAAUUUAUAAACACGCAACCAGACAAUUCGGCAACCAAUUAUUACAAUUAUAAUAAAAAUAUUUUGCAAAAUAAACCGACACGCAUUGAAUUGGGCAGAAGCAAUAGCAUGAAUCGAUCAAAUGAAUUCCAUCGCGAUAAUUAUUAUAUCGAACAAGGUGCAUUGCUACAUUCAAACGAUAAUGAUUUAAAAACACCGAUGAACGAAAGUCCGGCAACAAUUUCACCAAAAUUACAUGGCGACAGUCAUGAAAUUGAGGACGAUAGUCUUGUUAUGAUUGCAUCACAAUGUGGUAAUACAACAACCGAAGAAAGUGAUGCCCUAACCGUAGUUACCAGUCCAAUGGAAUCCGCUCCACGAUUCGAUGAAUCGUCUAGUUCAGUAAAAAUUAAUUCGAAUUUAAGUAAUGCAUCACCUAAUAAGAAAUCUUCCAGCACAAUUGAAUCGCCGAAGCAUCAAACCACGCACGAAUCAUCGUCGUCGUCGAAUCGCAAAAAUUCCGAUGACAUUACGUACGAAGAGUAUGUGCGUCAAUUGCAAAUGAAAAUUACCCAGAUUAGCAAUGCACGCGAUUCAAUUGAUAUUCGUAAGACAAAGCGUAAACAUGUGAAAAAUGAUAGCAUCAAUGAUUCCGUUUCCAGUCACCACCACCACUACCAUCAACAGCCGCAACAACAACAACAACCGCAUCAGCACCAACAUCAACCAUCCCCGAGUUCUGUGAUAGAUAAUAAUAGUAAGUCGUUAAGUAUUUAUGUUGGCCGACCGAAUAAUGAGCCGACAAAUGUGGUGGAAAAAUUGGAGGAGAUAAGUAAAGAAAGAAUCAAGCAAAAAGAUUUGAUUCAUGAUUUGGUGAUGGAUAAAUUACAAAGUAAAAAACUAUCGAAUGCUGAGAAACGUUUGAAUCGCAGUCGCAAUCGAAGCAGUGCAUUGAACAUAAGUCCGAAUACAUCAAUUUUGCCGCCAGUUGCAACACCGCCAUUAUCACAUUCACAUUCACAUUCGUCGUCAAGCAUGAGUCCAAAGUACACGUAUCAAGUGCAAGAGCCAGAGCGUCGACACUGUUUGCCCAAUAAAUCAAAGGCCCUAUCAUUGUCACCGACAAAAGAACUAUCGAUUGUAAAUCAAUUGAAUCAAAGUACCCGAAAAUCGGGUGGUCAACGACCACGCAGUGCAAAUGUUGAAGAAUACACCGUGUUUGAAACACCAAAAUUAUGUAAAACACAAUCAUUUUGCAUUCACACCACUCGCGAUUCAUCAGCAAUACCAUACCAAUUUGCCGAUGGUGCAAAUAUAUUUAGCACACCGGUAAUUUCGCGACGCAAGAAACUCGACGAAGAAUUGGCACAAACAACGGAAAAAUUACGACAAGAGGCUCGACUACGUGCUCGAUUGAAAUCAAAUCAAGAUUUGGGAUUGAGUCCAGAGGAGAAAAUUGCAUUGCUGCGCAAACGAUACAAUUUGGAUAAUACAAUGACAACAGCAUCAGCUGUUCCAUGUUCCACUUACAAUGUGGCAACGCCCAACAAAUCCGAUGAUAUGAAAGUGCGCGAAAAGAAAAUGAUCACAUCGAAAAGUGUUAAUGAUAUUUCAGCAAAUAGUUCACUAAUCGAAUGUGCACCAAUUAGCAUAAGCAGUCAUCGAAAGAAGGCAACCGAAUUUACAUCAAAUCCAAAUUUGGGUGGCGAACAAAAAACAUCACCGUCAAAGCGUCGACAAAAGGAUCCGGAACGACGCAAGAGCAUCAUACAAGCGGUGUCCGAUUUCUUUUAUAAAAAACGUGACAAAGACACAACAUCAUCGCCACCGAAAGAGAAAUCCGAAGGCAUGUUUGGCCGCUUGCGUAUCUCCCCGAAAUCGAAAUCCAAGUCAUGCUUUGAAUUCAGGAAUUUGGGUUUUGGUGAGAAAAUGGAAUUGUCAGCAGAGUUAAGUAAAUCGGAGAAUUGUUUAAGCGCCAAACACAGAGCAACCGAUUAUCCAGACAGUGCCCACUAUGAGUUAACGCCACCGCCCAUUCCUCCUCUACCAGUCAAUUAUCAACGUUCUGAUGAUGAAAGUUAUUUGUCGAAUGAAAAUCGUGAUCAAAAGAAGUUACGUGCACAUUACAAGGCAACGCGACAAGCCGAACUUAAGCGGCUGCGAAUCGCUCAAGAAAUUCAACGGGAACAGGAAGAGAUUGAGGUUGAACUGCGCGAUUUGGAGGCACGUGGUGUGAUGAUUGAAAAGGAAUUGCGUGGCGAAGACCAAUUGCCGGACUUGGUGGAUUCAAACGAGGUGAUUGGCAUGAAGGAUGACAAAUUACUCUCGGAAUUGAUGGAAAUUCAUAGCAGAAUAACACACCUUAAAAAACGCGAUGGUGAAUUGGGAAUUCGUCAAAAGGAAUUGCAACUGGAAUAUCGUCAUGCUCAGCUAAAAGAGCAAUUAAAUGUUCGCCUUUCUUGUGGAAGAUUGGACAAGAGUUCAUCGGAUGUAGCAGCCGAAGGAGCCAUUUUAAAUGAAAUGUUGGACAUUGUUGCAAAACGGGCCGCGCUUCGAGCGAAUGAUCCCCAACACGGAAUGAAUAGCAUUGAAAGUUUGAGACGGAAUUACUGAAUGAAACCAAAAAAAUGAUUCUUUCGGCAUUUAUGUGGAAUGUCCAAGACGUCUAAUGAAUAACAAGGAUACAAGGUCUAAAACUAACACUAUUUUGCAGCCAAAUGACAGAAAAAAAAAACAUAAUUUAAAUAGUUUGUAAGCUUCUUCAACGGUCGCCGAUAGUCGUGUGAACACACGUAUACAAACAAAUUCUUUCGCACAAAUUUCGUUUCUCUUCAUUUAUACUUUUGUUUUGAAAACAUUUUUUUUUUAAAUAAUUCAUGCAUUACUUUGACAGAAGACAAAACAAUUCGAACAAAUCUAUCGUUUUCUUUUAAAAUGAGCAAAUAAAAACUCCAUACUAUUAGCGAAACCAAAA